Nestor notabilis (Kea) is the source of this 2148-nucleotide messenger RNA. Its product is annotated as rho GTPase-activating protein 32-like. Lineage: Eukaryota; Metazoa; Chordata; Aves; Psittaciformes; Psittacidae. Gene Ontology annotation, cellular component: fibrillar center; nucleoplasm; actin cytoskeleton. The transcript is spliced from 3 exons. The annotation marks the transcript as partial. Gene Ontology annotation, molecular function: GTPase activator activity. Gene Ontology annotation, biological process: small GTPase-mediated signal transduction. The record is from RefSeq and is a predicted model, not a curated record.
GUAUGGGGCACAACUGCACCUGAGAAGCCACCAGAGCCCACGCCUGGCUUUGUCUCAGAAGGCAGUUCCACCACCCGCUGUUCCUCUUCUUCUGUGACCACGGGCCACCAGAGCCACGUGGAAAAGCCUCGGGAGACGACAAGGGCUCCCCCUCUGCACCUGCGGUCUGAGUCCGUCCCUACUCACUCCUCCUACAGCUUCACACCCCCUGUCCCGCGUGUGAGAACACUGGGGCCCCUGCUGCCGCCACCACCACCCCCCCCUCCUCCCAAGCACUCUUCCCUGCAGACCGUGUACGUGCCGCAUCCCAAGCCAGAGAGCAUCCCGGAGCCCUCUGGUCCAGACAGCUACCUGCACCACAAGCCAGCUUCUGUCCACCAGUACAGGCCUGAGAGCGUUCCUCCACACGUCUACCACAGCAAGCCUGAGCAGCACCAAGCCUACCCUCCUCGCUCCGAGACACCCGCUUCCGCGGGCACUCGCUACAACACCUACAGCACCCAAGGGAAGAGCACCUCUGCUCUGCACUCCAAGCCUCGCAGAGAGUUUGUGUCCUCCGUGAGCCCAACGGGCCUGCGCAGCGCCGGCUAUGCCGAGGAUGCUCCACCCUACCCCACAAUCCGGAGGGUCCAGUCGCUGCACGUGCCCACCCCUGCUGCCUCUGCUAUCCGCUCCGUUCCCAUUUCACGGACCGAGGUCCCUCCGGAUGACGAGCCGGUGUACUGCCCACGGCCCCUCUAUCAGUACAAGCCAUAUCAGCCCCACUCCGACUACCAUGUAACUCAGCUGCAGCCUUACUUUGAGAACGGGCGGGUACAUUACCGGUACAGUCCUUACUCCAGCUCUUCUGCAUCCUCUUACUACACCACUGCUGAUGGGAGCUUUUAUGACCUGGAUCCCUACAGCACCGUGCGGGUCCGGCCUUUCCAUCCCCUGCCCAGCCGAGACUUUGCCUCCUAUGCCUCCCGGCUGCAGAGCAAGGGCUUGUACCGCUACCCCAGUUUGUCAGCCUACCCUCGGGGUGGCCUCAUCGGCCACCUUGCAGGCAAAGAGCACAGCUUCAUCAGCAGAGACGUGCCUCCCGCCCCAGACAUCAAGCACAUGUACAUGUCCUGGGACCUGGAGGACAUGGAGAAGUACCGCAUGCAGUCUAUUCGCCGGGAGAGCCGCACGCGCCAGAAGGUGAAGGGGCCGGUGAUGUCCCAGUAUGAUAACGUGGCCCCACUGCUGCAGGAGGAUCUGGGAGGACUGGAUGUGAUUCACUUGCGCAGCAAGUCAGAUCCUGGGAAAACUGGCCUCCUCACCGUGGCGGAAGGGACAGAGGGGAGGGAACCAUCCAAAGCAGCUACGCCCGAGGGCGACGAGCGUUACUACAUGCAGCACCCUGAGCCAGAGCUAGAGAGAGCCCACUACCACGGGGCCUAUGGGAACGGGCAGUCAGAGAAGCCGUCCCUUCCCCAGAAGCAGAGCAGCAUCCGGAACAGGAAGCUGCAUCCGGAGCCAGGCUGCAGCACAAACGAACACAGGACGCACUUGCAGCAGGAAGCGAGCCAUAGGCAGCCUUCCGAAUCCAAAAACGGGCCCCCUUAUCCCGACUACAGGCCCAAAGGUGGCCCAGAGCCCUCCGAGCCCAUCGGUUACCAGCACACGGGCAGCAAGUACAUCCCGGCGAACCAGGAGACCCUGAGACUGAACCACAAGGAGGUGAGGUUGGCAGAGGACAGGCCAGACUUGGAGAGGUCUCGAGGCAGACCCACCAUGUCCAUGGAGAAACACUCCAGAGACUGCUAUAAGGAAGAGGAACACGCUGCCUCCCCCAUGGCACCGCCACCCAAGCCUGAACGGAGCCACAGCCUCAGAAUGCAGCACCCUGACCCCAUGGAGAGGGACUCUGCCCUGCUCUACCCGUACCAAACCCUUGGGAAACGCCAAAGCACUAUGACUGUGGUGUCCCAGUAUGAUAAUUUGGAGGAUUACCAUACCAUGCCUCAGCACCAAAGAGGGGGCUAUGUUGGAGGAGGGGGGUUUGUGCCCCCCAGUUUUACCCAUGUGCACAGUAGAACUUACGCCACGGCGCUCGGCCAGGGAGCCUUCCUCCCGACGGAGCUGUGUUUGCAGAGGCCUGAAACAGAGGUCCACGUCGAGUGA